Molecule: messenger RNA, 2008 nt
Organism: Fukomys damarensis (Damara mole-rat)
Lineage: Eukaryota; Metazoa; Chordata; Mammalia; Rodentia; Bathyergidae
Gene: Myoz3
Product: myozenin 3
Exons: 7
Coding region: 499-1221 (240 amino acids)
Cellular component (GO): actin cytoskeleton; Z disc
Molecular function (GO): FATZ binding; telethonin binding; actin binding
Source: RefSeq, a predicted model, not a curated record
AAAGAAGAAAAGGAACAAAGGAUAAGCUAAGCAGAGAUACUGGGGGGCCACCCAUCCAGCCAUCACUUAUUGCAAAUGAGUUCCUGUCAUGCACCAUUCCAGGCACUCAAGAUACAUCAGUCAAUAAGCUGAAGUGUUCAGCAGCUGACAGCAUUUCCAGGUGACUAUGAUGUGUGCAUAGGUGAGCGUGUGAGCCCAUGGAUGCAAGCUCUUCUGUCUGCAAGGGCCUGCUGCCGGAGCACCUGUCUUCCCUAGGGCCUGCGUGCUUUUAACAUCUGGCCCCGGCUCCUGUUGCAGCCCGAAAUAAGGCUGUGACCCACGACAAGUCAAGAGUGAUUCUUGUCAGCUGAAGCCGGAGCUGGCAGGGAACCACCCACUCGCUGACCGCUGACUGCUGACCGUGACAGACACUGACCACACAACUCAGCCUCCCGACAGAGGUGCUAAUCUCGAGGGUCGGACACUCCUUCCUGCCCACCGUGGUCCCGUCCUCUCAGGAUGAUGGAUCCCAAGGAGCAGCAGGAUGCCGUCAUAGGGGACUUCACUGGGCCAGAACCUUCUCUGGACCUGGGGAAGAAGGUGAGCGUGCCCCAGGACCUGAUGAUAGAGGAGCUGUCGCUGCGCAACAACCGGGGCUCUCUCCUCUUCCAGAAGAGGCAGCGCCGGGUACAAAGGUUCACCUUUGAGCUUGCAGCCAGCCAGCAGGCGAGCCCCUCUGCGUUUCACUGCUCCCCCCAGACCCUGGCCGGAAGCACCAAGGGCAAGGGGCCCGAAGCAUCGGAGCCUGGGCCGGUCGCCAACGGCCCGGAGGGCCCGAACUACGGCUCCGAGCUUCGCGACUUCUCGGCUUCUCCUGGGGUCCCCGAGGGCGCCCGCCCCGCAGCCCCCGGCUACGCUGAGCCGCUGAAGAGCGUCCCGCCCGAGAAGUUCAACCACACGGCAGUCCCCAAGGGCUACCGCUGCCCGUGGCAGGAGUUCGUCAGCGGCCGGGACUACUGGAGCGAGGGCCGGAGUCACACCCCCAGCCUCGGCCACUGCAGGAAUUUCAAUAAGAUCCCCGUGCCGUUUGGAGGAGUCCUCGUGGGGGAGGCCAUUUCCAGGGCAGCCGCCCCCUUUGUCCCAGAGCCCUUCGAUGGUUUGGAACUCCUCCGCCUCAGACCCUGCUUCAACCGGAUGGCUCAGGGCUGGGUACGCAACCUCCCCGAGUCUGAUGAGCUGUAGCCCCAGCUUUCAGUUCCCCAGAAUUGGGGCGCAGGUGACGUCUGGAGCCAAGACUCGCGGACAGCACUUUACAGUUUAUGAAGAGUCUUCAUGCACAAAUCGCUAUUGCAAAUGGCCUCGAGGGUCACAAAGUUUAGUAGUCUCCAAAUGCAGAUGUGCUCCAGAAUUACCUGGGAUAUUGGUCCUGAAACAGACUUCUGCUCUGCCUCCCAUGUGCACCAUCAGAGCCUCCUGCACUGGGAGUCUCCAUUAGUACUCAGCGUUCCAGGUGACCCCAGUGUCACCCGUCCACGGUUUGUCUUGCACCUUACCCGAUGACAGAGUGGGGCACUUGCAAGGAAUCCUUGAGCAGGCCCCUUAGUUCAAGUGACGACGAGGAUGGUGCUGGUGGUGGCUGCAUUCUGUUUAGGGCCUCAGUGCGUGGCCCGGCAGUAGGUUCCCUAUGUAUUCUAUUCCCCAAUCUCUGGAUGGCUGCAUGGUACUUUUCUCCCUAUUUACACUGGUGGGUAUCCAGGCCCAGAAGAAGGAACUGUCUUGUCUAGGGCGGGCACAGUGACAAUCUGUCUGACUCAGGGGAUGUGUAUUUCUACUGUCCUGGGUGUCCAACCCUGUGCCCAGUCGCCUAUAAUCACUGGUCUUGGUGCCCUGCCUGGCAUUUGAGAGGUUAAGAGUGGAGGCUGGGGUGUCUGAUCGGAUGGGAUGGGUUCUGAUUCUACCCCCGUGAGCCAUAUGACUUUAAGGAAGUCCUGUCACGUCUUGAGGCUGAUUCUCCUUCUGUAAGGUGAGA